Enterobius vermicularis (human pinworm) is the source of this 1755-nucleotide messenger RNA. The record is from the annotation of a GenBank genome assembly. NCBI's taxonomy places the organism in Eukaryota, Metazoa, Nematoda, Chromadorea, Rhabditida, Oxyuridae.
AUGUCGUUACUCGAGUUUCCACCUUUUGACGACACUGAGGCUUCAUAUUGUAUCCAGGAGUUGAAUGGACGGCUAAUCUAUGGUUCAAGAGAUGAGGUUGAAUUGGCAUCUAGAAGUGAACUGUUACAUAAAUAUCCAGUUCUUGACAAAAGUCAUCUACACUCUCUUGAGCAUGCGUUGUCCAGAGAUAACGUUCAUCGAGUUUUCAGCGAUGAUAGGAGUAACCGACUAGCUGAAGCGUAUGACGCUUGGCAGAAGAAAGGCGCCAAGGGCGUCUGGGGUUACUUAACUGAUUUAUCGGAAGGUACCAGCUUUGAAUGGCCUGUUGCGAAAGUUGGAAACAUGGUAAAAAGAGCCGAAGAGGGGUUUAAAAAGGUCUUUGUUAGUUCGCAGGAGAAUAUUCGUGAUGUUAUAGCGAACACGACAGAUGUACUCCAUUGGGAAUCUAAUUGGAUUCGAUGCAUCGCCUGUAGCAGUGACGGUGACCGUCUUGCUGUUUGCCAACUUAAUGAUUACGUUCGCGUUUACCUUUGCGACAGUAUGAAGAAGGCCCCUAUAACAUUAAAACACCCUGCACAAAAGGACGUGACUGAUAUGGCUUGGAAGCCAUUUGACCAGUUUGCUUUAGCUGUUGCAUGUGGUACAGUCAUUAUCGUGUGGCGAUUCGCUCAACAAAGACUUGCGAACAGAAUCUUCGAAGCUGAUCCAUCAUUCAGAGUUUCUCCCCAAUGUGCCCAAGUUUUGGAACUGCCACAGGCGUUCUGUCCAGCGACUCAAUGCGUUUGGGAUAAAUCGUUAUCUGCCACUCUGUUCGCAACUUCUCCUUCGUCAUCCCAAAUUUUGAUAGUAGACACGACAACUAAUGACAGUCAAACAAUAGGAAAUUGGUUUGGCGAUCGAAUAAAACGCAUAUAUGUGUCACCGGAUGGUUCUAGUAUUCUUGUUACCUGCCAUUCUAAUAUAAUCAAGGUUUAUGAUCGAAAUACCUGGAAAUACGAAAGUUGGAGCAAAUUAAAAGGUGUGUGCACUUCUGCUGUUUGGUCUCCGGAUAACACGUAUUUCUUUUUUUCUUGUAAAGGGGAGCCGCUUAUACGAGCAAUACGGUUUGUUACUCGAGCUGAGACGUCUGGAGAUGGGGAACAGUUACAGUUUCGUCAUGGAAUGUUCGAAGCUUCAGUAGUCUUUGAUGUGCAGAAAGUCGUACAAGAUACGUCUGACAAUAGCGAAGUUUUUUCCUUUGGAGGGGAUGUUCGGAAUAUGCAAAUGUCUCCUGAUAGUCAAAGGCUUGCAAUUUCAUUCAAAAGCAACUGUGCUGUUGUUGCGCUAUUUAUCGUUGAUGACAGACCAAAGAUUCGUUUAACUCCAUGUGGCCUCAUUGUUGGACAGUCAUUCGGAGACGCUUCCUUGAUGCUGUUUUUACCGAAAUUUCCAUAUGGCUCUAUGCUUACAAUAGUACAUCUUUGUUCUAUUUUUGGCAUGGUCCAGUACAUACCGCUUUUGUAUGGUUCAACUGCUGAGGUGAAUUCAAAAACUGUUAGGUUACUCCCAGCUUCUUCGGGUUCAGCGAGUGAUGCAUACGGUGACGAAGCUUCAUUGAAGAGCUCAUUGUCUGAAACUCCUGGAGAUGUUGACGAGUUUCUAGACGAUGGGUUACGGCAGGAUAGAACGAGAUCUGACUCUCUGGAGUUAUUCACAACAGCAGGACUUUAUGAUCAACUUAUGACUAGGUCAUUGGAAGGGAGAAGUGACGUUUAG